Molecule: messenger RNA, 993 nt
Organism: Zalophus californianus (California sea lion)
Lineage: Eukaryota; Metazoa; Chordata; Mammalia; Carnivora; Otariidae
Gene: CHURC1
Product: churchill domain containing 1
Exons: 4
Coding region: 38-457 (139 amino acids)
Biological process (GO): multicellular organism development; fibroblast growth factor receptor signaling pathway; positive regulation of DNA-templated transcription
Molecular function (GO): zinc ion binding
Source: RefSeq, a predicted model, not a curated record
CGAGAGCGAAUACUCCAGGGCGGACUGCUUCGGGCGCAUGCGGCAACCUCCCCUUCGCUGUCGCGAGGUUUCGUCUUCCCGGAAGCCCUGGAGGACAGUCUUCGUGAACGGCGUCGGCAUGUGUGGGGGAUGUGUGGAGAAGGAGUAUCCCAACCGGGGUAACAUCUGCCUGGAGAAUGGAUCUUUCUUGCUGAACUUUACAGGCUGUGCAGUGUGCAGUAAGCGGGAUUUUAUGCUGAUCACAAACAAAUCUUUGACAGAGGAAGAUGGAGAAGAAAUAGUUACCUAUGAUCAUCUGUGUAAGAAUUGUCAUCACGUAAUAGCCAGGCAUGAGUACACAUUCAGUAUCAUGGAUGAAUUUCAGGAGUACACCAUGCUGUGUCUGUUAUGUGGCAAAGCUGAAGAUACUAUCAGUAUUCUCCCUGAUGACCCUCGACAAAUGACUCUGUUAUUCUAGGAUCUUUCUGCAGUUCUGUAGUAACUAUGUUGUAUUGGUUUACAAUACAGCAAGCCUCAUGGUUUGUCUUACUUUGUUUAUAAUGGAAAUUAUUUUGCAUAUUUUUUUCUGCUUAGACUUAACUAUCCUUUGAAAGAAAAAGUAAUUUAGGGGAUUAUAUUCUUCUGCUGAGCUCUUCUGCUAAAGUUCCCAGUUCACAUCAAAAUGAAGACUCUCUAUUAGAAGUUAUGUGGCUAGAAAAUAAAACUAGAAUGGGAGCAUACCUAAUGCCCAGGUCUUAGUCCCAAUAAAAGGAACCAGGGCUCCUUGGAGAAAUGAUUGAUUCUAGGACUGGGGCAGUAAAUAUACACGAUGAGCUUGGAGCAUUUUGUGCCAUAAGGAAAGUGCCAAAAAACCCCCCCAAAAAACCAAACCAAAACAAAACAAAACAAAAAACCCAUAAAACACAAUGAUUGGAAGUAUGUCAAAAGGACAAAAGAGCCAACUGAAGGAGCUCCCAGUGACUGAAGUUGGAAUAGUUUCAGCAACAAAAUAAA